AUGGUCAAUAUUAUAAUCGAUUGGCCACAACGUCAUUUACUUCGACAAAUUGAUCGAUGGAAUAAAUUCGAUAAGAAUAUUAUUCUCAAAACUAAUACUAGCAAUCAAAUUAAUAUUCCGGAUUUACAAAUUAUAGAUCAGGAUGGCAAUUUAAUAACUUCUGUUUAUCAUAAACCAUCCUAUGGACCAUAUUAUUUACUAUUUUAUAGCAUUCAUCCAUUACAUAUGAAACAGAACAUACCAUUUACUAUGUUACUUACGUUAGAGCAAUUCGGUAUUAUUCAACAUUUCAAAAUUAUACAAAUGAACGUGGUAAAUUAA
This is a messenger RNA of Adineta ricciae, 321 nucleotides long. NCBI's taxonomy places the organism in Eukaryota, Metazoa, Rotifera, Eurotatoria, Adinetida, Adinetidae. The record is from the annotation of a GenBank genome assembly.